Messenger RNA from Manis javanica (Malayan pangolin), 7991 nucleotides. Lineage: Eukaryota; Metazoa; Chordata; Mammalia; Pholidota; Manidae. The record is from RefSeq and is a predicted model, not a curated record.
CUCUCAAAAUGUCUUUCUGCAAACUUCCCCUUCAUGCCACUUCAAACUGAGGUACCAGAAGUAAAAAGGCAUUAUUCGACUUCCAAAGGAACCCAGAAGCAAAAUUAAUCACCUUAUUUGCCCCAGUUUGAGGAUUUAAUUUAACUUCUGGGCCCCACAGUGAAACUAGUUAUCAAGACCUCACACACUAUACCAAUACCCAAAUGUUUGCUCCCGUCUCCAGCACAUGCCGAGAACCAUGUUUGGUUCUUGAGUGGCACGCAAGCUCCGGUCUCUUCGCCCUUAAACCCUGAUCACGCAGGAACCACCUACAGCUCUUCACACCCUUCCCAACCCCCGUCCCGGAAGUUGCGUCACGGCGCUCGUGCGCCCUGUCCCCGGAUGCACUUUUACAUCCGGAUUCUUAGUGCGGACUCAGAGCUCCACGGUUCCCAGUUAGCACAUGCGCGGCGGCUCCGCUCGCUCUUUCUCCACUUCCACCAGCCUUCACUGUUCGGGCGGCCGCCGCCGCCACCGCCGCCGAGAAGUCAGGAAGUUCAAGAUGGCCGCCGCGGACACCCAGUCGCUGCGGGAGCAGCCAGAGGUGGAAGAUGCUGAUAAUUCUGAAAAGAGUGUAAAUGAAGAAAAUGGAGAAGUAUCAGAAGACCAGUCUCAAAAUAAGCACAGUCGUCACAAAAAAAAGAAGCAUAAGCAUAGAAGUAAACAUAAGAAACAUAAACAUUCCUCAGAAGAAGACAAGGAUAAAAAACAUAAGCAUAAGCAUAAGCAUAAGAAACAUAAAAGAAAAGAAGUUAUUGAUGCUUCUGAUAAAGAAGGUAUGUCUCCAGCAAAAAGAACUAAACUUGAUGAUUUAGCUUUGCUGGAAGACUUGGAAAAACAGAGAGCCUUGAUUAAAGCUGAACUUGAUAAUGAGUUAAUGGAAGGAAAGGUCCAAUCUGGGAUGGGGCUCAUAUUACAAGGUUAUGAGUCUGGCUCUGAAGAAGAGGGGGAGAUUCAUGAAAAGGCAAGAAAUGGAAAUAGGUCUAGUACUAGAUCUUCAAGUACAAAGGGGAAACUUGAACUUAUGGAGAAUAAAAAUAGUACAAAAAAGCGAAGUAAAAGCAGAUCCAAAGAACGGACUAGACAUAGGUCUGAUAAAAAGAAAAGUAAGGGAGGUGUUGAAAUAGUGAAAGAGAAGACAACUAGAAGCAAGUCAAAGGAGAGGAAAAAGUCCAAAAGUCCAUCAAAAAGAAGUAAGUCUCAAGAUCAAACAAGAAAAUCAAAAUCUCCUACCCUGAGAAGACGAUCUCAAGAGAAAAUUGGGAAAACCAGGUCUCCUACUGAUGAUAAGGUUAAAGUUGAAGAUAAAAGCAAGUCAAAAGAUAGAAAAAAAAGCCCACUUAUAAAUGAAAGUAGAAGUCGUGAUAGAGGCAAAAAAUCCAGAUCCCCAAUUGACUUGAGAGGUAAAUCUAAAGACAGAAGGUCACGGUCCAAAGACAGAAAAUCAAAACGGUCUGAAACUGAUAAAGAAAAGAAGCCAAUUAAAUCUCCCUCUAAAGAUGCUUCCUCUGGGAAAGAAAAUAGGUCACCCAGUAGAAGACCUGGUCGUAGUCCUAAAAGAAGAAGUGUGUCUCCGAAACAACGUGAUAAAUCAAGAAGAAGUAGAUCUCCAUUUGUAAAUGACAGAAGGUCUAAGCAGAGCAAAUCACCUUCUCGGACUCUGUCUCCUGGUAGAAGAGCCAAGAGCCGAUCUUUGGAAAGAAAACGAAGAGAACCAGAAAGAAGACGACUUUCUUCUCCAAGAACACGACCUCGAGAUGAUAUUCUCAGACGCGAAAGAUCAAAAGAUGCCAGUCCGAUCAGCCGGUGGUCUCCAACCCGAAGAAGAGUGAGUAGAUCUCCCAUUAGGAGGAGAUCUCGUUCCCCACUCAGACGAAGCAGGUCUCCCAGAAGAAGAAGCAGGUCUCCUCGGAGAAGGGACAGAGGUCGGAGGAGCAGAUCACGCUUAAGAAGGCGGUCUCGGUCACGGGGUGGUCGUAGACGUAGGAGCAGAAGCAAAGUAAAGGAAGAUAAAUUUAAAGGAAGUCUUUCUGAAGGAAUGAAAGUUGAGCAAGAAUCUUCAUCUGAUGAUAACCUUGAAGACUUUGAUGUAGAGGAAGAGGAUGAAGAAGCCCUAAUAGAACAGAGAAGAAUACAAAGGCAGGCAAUUGUUCAGAAAUAUAAAUAUCUUGCUGAAGAUAGCAAUAUGUCUGUGCCAUCUGAACCAAGCAGCCCCCAGAGCAGUACUUGUACACGGUCACCUUCUCCAGAUGACAUUCUAGAAAGGGUAGCUGCUGAUGUUAAAGAGUAUGAACGGGAAAAUGUUGAUACAUUUGAGGCCUCAGUAAAAGCCAAGCAUAAUCUCAUGACAGUUGAACAGAAUAAUGGUUCAUCUCAGAAGAAGCUGUUGGCACCUGAUAUGUUUACAGAAUCUGAUGAUAUGUUUGCUGCAUAUUUUGAUAGUGCUCGUCUUCGAGCUGCUGGCAUUGGAAAAGAUUUCAAGGAAAAUCCCAACCUCAGGGAUAACUGGACUGAUGCAGAGGGCUAUUACCGUGUGAACAUAGGUGAAGUCCUCGACAAGCGUUACAAUGUGUAUGGCUACACUGGUCAAGGUGUGUUCAGUAAUGUUGUACGAGCCAGAGAUAAUGCACGAGCUAACCAAGAAGUAGCUGUGAAGAUCAUCAGAAACAAUGAGCUCAUGCAAAAAACUGGUUUAAAGGAACUAGAAUUCUUGAAAAAACUUAACGAUGCUGAUCCUGAUGACAAAUUUCAUUGUUUGCGACUUUUCCGACACUUUUAUCACAAACAGCAUCUUUGUCUUGUAUUUGAGCCUCUAAGUAUGAAUUUACGAGAGGUGUUAAAAAAAUAUGGUAAGGAUGUUGGUCUCCAUAUUAAAGCUGUCAGGUCCUAUAGUCAGCAGUUGUUCUUGGCAUUGAAACUCCUUAAAAGGUGCAAUAUCCUACAUGCAGAUAUCAAGCCAGACAAUAUCCUGGUUAACGAAUCAAAAACUAUUUUAAAGCUCUGCGAUUUUGGUUCGGCCUCACAUGUUGCGGAUAAUGAUAUAACGCCUUAUCUUGUCAGUAGAUUUUAUCGUGCUCCUGAGAUCAUUAUAGGUAAAAGUUAUGACUAUGGCAUAGAUAUGUGGUCGGUAGGUUGUACCUUAUAUGAACUCUAUACUGGAAAAAUUUUAUUUCCUGGCAAAACCAAUAACCAUAUGUUGAAGCUCGCCAUGGAUCUCAAAGGAAAGAUGCCAAAUAAGAGAAGCAGCAAUACUCUUGGGAGCAGAGCCUUACUGGUAACAGCACCAAGUAUGCUCGAGAGCUGGAAUGAGAAAGAUGAAGGUCAGAUGAUUCGGAAAGGUGUAUUCAAAGACCAACAUUUUGAUCAAAACCUCAACUUCAUGUAUAUAGAAGUUGAUAAAGUAACAGAGAGGGAGAAAGUUACUGUCAUGAGUACCAUUAAUCCAACUAAGGACCUGUUGGCUGACUUGAUUGGGUGCCAGAGACUUCCUGAAGACCAACGAAAAAAAGUGCACCAGCUAAAGGACUUGUUGGACCAGAUCCUAAUGUUGGACCCAGCUAAACGGAUUAGCAUCAACCAGGCCCUGCAGCAUGCCUUCAUCCAGGAAAAAAUUUAAACGAGAUGAAGAAGCGCCAAGGGUUUGAGUAAUUAAAUACAAAGACUGAAGAAAUUUCACAGCAGUUUAUUAAUGUAUAUAAACUUAUAAAUAUUUCUCCAGCAAAUUUGAGGAGGCAUGAUAUAUUUGAAUUAACACCAAGGGUGAUAAUUUCUUUUAGAAAUGUUAGUUAAUCUGUUUUGUGUCUUAUGUGAAAUUUCACUGUAGAACUGUUUUAAUUGCCAAGACUGCACAGAAUUACAGUGCUUAUGUAAAUGAUUGCAGUUCACAUAAAAGACAAAAGCAUCUGUUAUAAAGUAGUAAUGCUGGGUGGUUGAUUUAUUUUUAGCAAACUUGGCUUCAUUUUGGUCUUCAGAUAAAAUGGCCAGCAUAAAUGCUGUUUAUAUUCACAUUUUCCUAGGUGUGUGUGUGCAGGCCACAGCAGCAUGCCCUUGGUGUAGUCAGUGCCGAAAGGGGUCUGUUCCUUCUUGAGCCUGCCUGCAGGGAUGGUCUCCUCUUUUAAAGCAGGUUGUGUACAACAUUCAGUACACUGAAGGUAAGCUAAACCAUCAACAUCACUAGUGUUUUAAGAUGUUACUUUAUUGGAACAAUUGACAAAUGAGGGAUAUUAGCUUUGUGGCAGAAUUUCCUGCAUGUGUGAUAGCUGAUCUUGUAUUUUUUGGCAUUGCAACUGUGGCAUAGUUACAAUUUCUGUUCUGUUUAUCACAUUUAAAAUUUGAAGAGUAUGCGCUUGAUGGAUAGAGCGCCUUCAGUGUACUGUUUCUUAUUAACUUUGAUUUUUUUAAAUCAACUUGCUAUAGACUUUAUAUACAUUUUGUUAAAUACAGUUCUUAGUGACAGAAACAAUGCGUAGUUUUCAUUUACUAAUUAUAAAUGUUGAGGCCUAAUUCUGAAAGUCCUCAUAUUUAAAAGUUAGAUAGACAAACAUAAUGAAAUUUUUAACUAUUUGUAUGUCAUUUUGAAAGUGUACUGCUUUAUGGUAAAAGUGUUUUUCAUUUGUUCAUUGUUUUCAUUAUUUGUGAUCAUGUUGUCUUUCAAUACAGGCAUAAACCUUCCACUCUUGAACAAAGCAGCUGCUUUUUAAAAGCGGUAAUUGCUUCUUUACCUUUUAUUUCUUUUGUAAAUGAAGCUUUUCUUUAAGAAUGUGACUUUAAAGUGUUGUCUAUUGCAUAAAACAGUUGACACUCACUUAUUGUAAAGUAAAGAUUGUUCUGCUGCAUGUGAAGUGGACCAUGCAGAUUUCUGUAUGUUCUCAGUAUGCAUCACUAGGUAAUAAAGUCUUUUGUGAACAAGGCAUUUGUAGCCAUUUUUAAAAGUUUUUGUCUUCAGUGCUGGUAAGUCAGGUAAACCAUAAAUAGUUAAAAGCAACCUUUUGUUUCUUCCUUUAAGUCGUUAACUUAAAAGAACUAUUUGUUAAAGAUAUAAACCUAGCCACAAGUUUAUCAUUUUAUUAAUAAUUAGGAUCCUAAUUAUUUCAUCAAAAAAAUCCUACCAGUAUUGUCAGUCUUCAGUGUAGUGAAAUAAUUCCUAUAGGUUAUGGCGUAUAAUUCAGGAUUUAACUAAUGUUUCUGCUAUUUUCUCACUUUUCCUUUUGAUGGUGCGGAAAGAGAAAAAAGGAAAACGGGGCACAGGCCAUUCAACGCCUUCUCCAAGGGGUCUGAUUUGCUGAGACACCAGCUUCACCUUCUUAACAAGGUUAUUUCUGACAGCAUGUGUAGAUAAACAUUUAGCAACAGUUUUAAAAAAAUCAUGUAAAUCGGCUUGGUUUUGCAACACAAAGGAAUUCAUAUUUUUAACAUGGUAGAAAAGAACUUUCAGAAAUGUAUGUAAUCUUUUCUGUUUGGGUGGUAAAAUUAAUGCUUGUUUCCCUGAGGAAUGGGGAAAAUAAUCAGAUUUGGGGGGUUUAAAUAAUAUUUUUAAAUUGUAAAUGGGAUUUUUUUAUUCACCCAGGCACCUAAUUACAACAAGCAUGCACAUUUUGGUGCAUUCAAGAAUGGAAAUCAGAAUAGCAGCAUUCUUCUGGUGGGUUUUGCUCCAUUUAAAGACAUGAAAUGAACUACAGGAAGGUGAUAGAUGAUAUAUUAAGCCAACUUUGAAUCUACACCCAGUCUCUUCAUGGUUUAGACUUACUAAAAUAAAUACAAGGUGGUUUCCAUCUUCAGGUAGAACAAAGCCUUGUCAGUAAGGCAUCACAGUUGCAGCUUUUCUGCCUUAAUUUGAAACAGAUAGUGAUUUUUCCCACCAUUAUUUACUUUAUUUUGGUGAUAAUAUGCUGCAUAUUCAAGUCUUAUAGUUUCCCUCAAAAUAGCUAACCUUUUGAUACUUGUGGUGAUUUUCAUGGCUUCAUUAUAUAUAAUCAUUUAAGUAAGUUAACUUCCACUAGAAACAGUUCAUCAUCUUAUGCCUUCAAGACUAUUACGUGAUCUUUAAAAAACAAAGUUGCUUGUUACUUGUUCUUUGUGUUGUAGGUGCAGUUCAGUGGACGAUGAUGACAACCAGAAGACAUGAGCUAAGGUUUCUGUCCUAUAAAAGAUUUAAAGAAAAAACAAACUCCAUUUAUUUUUUUGUCUGAAGUCCUUAGUUUUCAGCGUUAUGAUCUGGGUUUUGUUAAUGUUGGUACUUAGAGCAGUAGUGCUGUUGUGUCCAUCUGUGACGUGCUUACGUUACCAUGCUACCUGCCUCUCCCCGCUCUUCCACUCUUCCGUCCCCUUGUACAAGACUCUUGGAUGAUGAGAUUCCACAUGACAUGAUUGUCAAAAUAGGUUCCUAAGGUUUGUUAGAAAAACAGCAAGCACCAAAAGAGCAUAGGAUUCAGGUGUCUUAUUUCCUUGGCAGAUGCAAAAGAAUAGAAACUGUAAUUUUAAGAACACUGUUCACUUCCUUGUUCUGUUCCUCAACUUACCUUCGGUAACUUUGUUUUAAACAAGUGCUGCAGUCAUGGUCUGAAAAUAAAAUGUUCAGAGCCAUUUCCACUUAAGGGAAGUGAGAGAUGAUAAUACUGUAGAUCUGUGAGACCACCAAGUUUAGCCUUCCUAGAUUUAUCUCCUUGAGCUUAAAACAAUUUUUAUAUACGCAUACAUGAUCUUUUUUAGAAUUUAUAAUUUUGCUGAGUAGAAAUUAGGAACUCCACAAAACGUCUGUUACAUUGAGGUCAUUUAGUGAGUGAGUAAUGCUUAUUAACCUGCAUUCAGAGUAGCUCUUCGGUUUUCAAAUACGGUAUUGCUCAUGAAGUUUCUAUUUUGUUACAUUUUGUGGCAAAAAUUAUAAUUGGGUAAUUGUCAGACUGCAGGGUUCAUAAGUCUUAGGACAUAAUCUCAAAGCUGUCAUAGUUCUUUCUGUAGGUGGGGAAAUAACAGAUCUAGAAAGCCAUAUACAUUUUAGACACUGCUCUAGAUGGAUCUUAUUCUUGAAGAUAAUAAAAAAUUAGGUUGAAUUUCUAGGCUUAGAAGUGGAGAGCGUAUUUUGUCAUGAAUUUUAAGACUCUUCUAAUAUUUUUAUUCACCCUUAAAUCCUUAUUAAUAGCAUCCUAUUUCAUUAUUCCCCAGUGUCUCAUUUCAUUCCACUUCUCUGAAAAUAAUUUUAAAAUAAUAGUUUUUAUUUUUGCCAUUGUAGUGUUACUGCCCUUCCUAAAUCUAACACAUACUCGGGACAUUUUUACAAUACAAAAAAUGUGUGUAUGUUUGAUGGUAUGUAGUAAAGGUAGUGAAAUAUAUGUUCUGAUUUGUUCCAUUUUUGCAUUCCUCCUCCUAUGCUUUACCUGAAGUUUAUCAUUUUGCAGCAAAACUCUAGCUGACUGGGCAGAAGUAAAAUUUCUGUACUGAAACAAGGAAUCAAUACGCCUUCAAAUUUAAGCCAAGCAAUUAAGGAAUGCCCUUUUAAAUGCUAGAGAUGAGAAAGAAGCCAGAUAUUCAAACAUGUAAUUUCCUCACAUUAGUUAAAUAAUGACAUCAUUAGAAAUUGGACUUCAUAAAAUCUUUUUCUUUUGUAGUAUCCUAGUUCAAAUAUAUAAUAUGAAUUUGUAUCAUUCUUCCCCAGAUGGAAUAUCCUUAUAGAAAUAUUUGUGUUUUCAAUAUGUCGAUAUUGUAUGCUAAAUUGACUUUUAAAAUGUUUUCCAGUUAUCUUGAUUGGUAUCAUCACGGCAUCUUUAAUUUUUCUUCUCCUUCUGUAUGUAGGGUAAGGGACUGUUCUUCUGAAGAAUCUUUGCACUUAGUGAUCAAGAUGUGGAAGCUGAUCUCUGAAAAUACUCAAUAUGUAUCCUAAUUGUUCAUGGUAUCAUUGGAAUUAUAGUUUGCAUUUGAGUAGCAGGAAACAAUAAAAUAUACUUCUUUCUGCCAUA